GUAAGCUUUUCUUUGUUGAAAGUCAUCACUAAUACACCUUUUUCUCUUCACAUUUUACUAGUUGGUGGAGAGUCUGCAAAGGGUAAGCGCCCAAAGGAACCAGGGGAGAACAAAAUUAAACCUGUCAACAAAAAAGUGAAGCCCAAAAUCCCCAAAUUAAAGGAGAAAGAAUCCACUGACUCAUCUUCAAAGUCCCAAUCCAUAAUGACACAAGUAAUGGAUAAAGGGCGCUUCCAAAAGCCAGCUGCUACUUUGAGUCUGUCUGCAGGACAAAAUAUAGAGCUGCGAUGUAAAGGGAACAAUAUUAGAUGGAGUUAUCCUUCCUACUUAGACACCUUCAAAGACUCCAGGCUGAACAUUAAGCAGCUUGACAGAUAUGGUCAGCUAAUCCUUGUGAAUUCCACUGCAGCUGACACUGGUGAAUAUAGCUGCUGGCUUCAGCUGUGUCAUGGAGAUAACUGCAAAAAGGAUGAGUCUAAAACAGGAUCAACUUACAUCUUUUUCACAGAUAAGGGGGAGCUCUUUGUACCUACUCCAAAUUAUUUUGAGAUUGUCUACCUGCAUUCCGAUAAACCAGCAGUGAUUCCUUGUCGCAUAACCAACCCAUCAGCUAAAGUAACUUUACAUAGGGAGUUUCCAGCAGAAGAAAUCAAGACAGAUGGGACUAAUAUUAUCUAUGAUAUGAAGAAGGGUUUUAUAUAUCAGCAUCCUACGUCAGACCACAAAGGGGUGGUCUACUGUAGAGCAGAGUCACAGGGAGCCCCUCAAAUUUCCAUCAAGUAUCAACUACUGUAUGUGGAAGUUCCCACUGGCCCACCAUCAACAACAAUCAUGGCAUCAUCCAGCAAAGUAGAAGGUGGUGACAAUGUUAAUAUUCUCUGCACAGUCCUUGGGGAGCCAGAUAUAGAAGUAAAAUUUGGUUGGAUGUAUCCAGGACAAGAGUCUGAAAGGCCUGUGACUAUCCAAGAUUCUUGGAGGCUGAUUAACAGAGGAAUUGGACAUACCACACGAAUUUCCAGGAGUGUUAUUGUCAUUGAAGAUUUUGAAACCAAUGAUGCUGGAAACUAUGUUUGUGUAGCUCAGAAUUCACGAGGACAAACCACUGUAGCUACCAGUGUUGAACUGGCUUGAUUUUGCAGAGCUUCUGGACACUGAAGGAACUGACAGCAUGUUGCUGGAUACAUUAACCUUUACAUUUCUUAUUAAUUUCUGAGCUGGUACUUUCUGUGCUAUUUCUCUCUACACACCAAACCAUUCUACUUUCAUUACACAAUAGUGGCCUAUGGCAGAGUUCCUGUUGCUUAGCAAUAGUCAGAAGAAUUUUGGGUUAAGAAACAUAUUGCAUUAAACCAAGUAUUAAACCUGGUUGUGCAUGUAGCUUUGAGUGUCCCUGAUACAAUGAUCUCAGGGAGACAAACGGGGAAAGACUAUAUACAGACAGCAUUUAUAUUUUUAUCUUGUUAGUAAAGAUGGUUUAAUUGUGCUUUAUAACAAAGGCUGAGAGGCUAUAAAAUAACUUAAAUGUACUAAUGGGAGGUGCAUUUUUCUCUUGCCUUUGUGGCAGUUUUGAAGUACUGUAUCUGUGUUAAAAAAACACCAUAGCCAACAGUGAUUAUGCUUCUUUGUUUUUACAAUAUUUUAAUUAAAUUACUUUUCUGAAUAUUGAAAAAAAA
Messenger RNA from Alligator sinensis (Chinese alligator), 1673 nucleotides. It is a transcript of the gene PDGFRL, whose product is annotated as platelet derived growth factor receptor like. The annotation marks the transcript as partial. The transcript has 5 exons. Lineage: Eukaryota; Metazoa; Chordata; Crocodylia; Alligatoridae. The record is from RefSeq and is a predicted model, not a curated record.